Micromonas commoda is the source of this 5991-nucleotide messenger RNA. RefSeq lists its product as hypothetical. Gene Ontology annotation, biological process: DNA-templated DNA replication; double-strand break repair. The transcript has 2 exons. The record is from RefSeq and is a predicted model, not a curated record. Lineage: Eukaryota; Viridiplantae; Chlorophyta; Mamiellophyceae; Mamiellales; Mamiellaceae. Gene Ontology annotation, molecular function: DNA binding; ATP binding; DNA-directed DNA polymerase activity. Bases 1 to 5925 code for a protein of 1974 amino acids.
AUGUUUGCCGAGACUUUUCUUGGACACGUUGACGACACUCAUAGCGAGAGGCGCAUGAGUGGCGGCGCGGAGGCGUGGCGGGCGGUGAAGCCCAGGCCUCCUCCCGGGGAGGGUGCCGCGGGGGUCGACACGCUGGAUGCGACCGUCGAUACCUCGGCGGCUAAGGGAAAGCGGGGGCGGACCUCGGAUCCGCCCGGGAAGAUUCGUGGCACCCCAGCCACCUUGUUGGCACCCCCCGAUUUCACAAACGAUGGGGUCGGCUCGUCGCCUGCGUCCGCGUCGUGGGAAGAGGGGGCAAUGGAGGCGGAGCGGCUGUACCUCGAUAACAAGCGGCGGCGUCUCGAUGCGCCGACGGAGACCGAGGCGACGUCGCCCGAACGCCCGCCCGCGCCGAGGAAUCUAUCGUUCGCCUCCGGGGGAGGAGGGGGACUCGGAGGUCAACGCCGCUCGGAACCUCCUCCGCCCGCGCGGCCGACGCCCUCGCAGCGCGCGAAAGGUCCCGCGGCGAGGACGGCGCACAGCGCGCACACAUCCUCGACCGCAUCCGCGCGUCUUCCGACGACGCCGCCCGCGGUGACCGUCGAACUCGACUCUCUCGCGCUGCCAACCGCGCUCGUAGAUUACCUCCGCGCGGAGAAGAAGAUCUCGAGGCUCUACCCGUGGCAGGCUGAAUGCCUCGCGAUGCCCGGGGUGAUGGCGCACACGCGCAACCUGGUGUACUGCGCACCCACGAGCGGCGGCAAGUCCCUCGUGUCCGACCUCCUCGUCGUCCGUCGCUUAAUCGCCGGCGGCUGCGACGGCGGCGCGGCGAUGGCGCUGAUGGUCCUGCCGUUCGUGUCGCUCUGCCAGGAGCGAUCGACGGAGCUGACUCGGAUGCUCAAGCCGCUCGGGAUCGAGGUGCGAUCGUGUUUCGGCGGUCAACGCGGCGCCCUGCCCCCGCGGGGAGGCGCGGGGGGUCUCAUCGUCGCCACCCCGGAGAAGGCUAACGAUCUCGUCACCCGGCUCGUCGCGGAGGAUCGGAUUCACGAGCUGGCGUGCGUGGUGGUGGACGAGCUGCACAUGGUCCAGGACGUCAGCCGCGGGAGCACCGUGGAGCUCAUGUUGACCAAGUUGAUGCACGCCGCGGCCGAGUCGUCAUCAGACGGCGUUGACGCGAGUUCGUACGAGUAUUCAGGGUCCCAUCUAGAGGUUGGAGCCCGCGGCGCAGGCAAAGGCGAAGACGACGGUAAACCUCGCGAGAAUGAUAUAUACCUCGCGAGUCCGCUGAGCGGCGCGAGCUCCGAACGGGACCCCACGGGAUCCGCCCCGUCGCCGCUGCAAGUCAUCGGCAUGAGCGCGACACUGCCCAACCUGGACGCGCUGGCCCGAUGGCUCGGCGACGCGGCGCUGUUUGAGACUGACUUUCGACCCGUGCCCCUUCGUUCCCACGUCGUGGUCGGCGCUCGCGCGUACCCGGUGCCGGAGAGGGAAGCUAUCGAGUUUCUCGACGCGCACGACGACCCGCUCGACGCGGGCGGCGCGAGGGAUCUGUGCAUAAACCCUUCGGCGUUGAACCACUCGGUGCCUUCCACGUCGUCUACGCCCGCCGAUGCGGGUUGUACCGAGCUGGACGCGGUUGAGGCGUUGGCGAGCGAGACGGUGCGCCGGGGCGGAGGCGGCGUCAUCGUCUUCUGCGCCGCCAGGUUUCAGUGCGAGCUCGUGGCCAGGGCGCUGUCGCAGAGGCUGCGGGUUCCCGGCGCGGAUACGGAGACGAACGCACCGCUCGCGUCGCUCGUGCAGGACAUCCGGAGGGUCACCGGGGACGAACCUACUGUACAUCGGAGCGACUCAUCAAUGGUGAAUCGGGGUGAAUCUAUGCAGAUGAACAAGACGCUUGCGGAUUGCGCGGCGGUGGGAGUGGCUUGGCACCACGCGGGACUCCACCCGGAGGCGCGAACGCUCGUCGAGCGGGGUUUCCGCGAGAACUCGAUCCAGGUCAUCUGCUGCACCACGACGAUGGCCACCGGCGUGAACCUGCCAGCGUCCAGGGUCGUCAUCCACGGCGCGUACCAGUACCGCAAGGGCAACAAAGGUCACGCGCUCAUCGGAUCCAGGGACCUUCAGCAGAUGGUGGGUCGCGCCGGCAGGGCCGGGUUCGCGACGCUGGGCGAGGCGUUCGUCAUCGCGCCCAAGCCGAACGAGAUUGACUGGCGCUCGAUCAUGGUGGGACCCUCAAACGGCGCUCAAACGAGGGAUCGGGCGGCGGUGGCGAGGGAACUCGGUCGAAGGCUCGUAUCCUCCGGCGACGCGUUGAGCUCUAGGAUCGCCAAGGAGGGUAUGCGACGCGUGAUGCUCGACGCCGUGGCGUGCGGCUUGGCCAACACCCCGCGGGAGAUUCGUCGAUACGUCGCUCGGACGCUGCUCGCGGCGUUGAACGAUUUUCAGGACGUGGUGGCGGCGGACGCGACGGCGGCGCUGGCGUGGCUGGCACACGGCGGGUUCACGGUUUGGGACCAACACGCGUUCAGAUGGGAGCCCACCGCGUUGGGUCGCGCCGCCGCCGCCGCGCACCUCACCCCGGACGCGGCGGUUCGCGUGGUGAACGACGUGAAACUCGCGAGGCGCAGGCUCAUACUGGAGUCUGACCUGCACUUACUCUUCCUCUGCGUCGAACCCGAGCCGCCCGUCUGUGUAGGACGGGACGCCACCCAAGGGGGGCCGAAUGAGACCAACAAGGGCGCAACAAACAGGCCGCGAACGCCGGAGACGUGCUCGCUCGACGAGGUGAGUUUCAUUAAAAUUUACGAGAGCCUCAGCGAGCACGAGAGUCGCGUGGCCAACGCCGUGGGCAUCAAAGCCGAUUACGUCGAAGGCAGGCUGAGGCUGGGGCGAAAAGACGUCACGCCGGAGCACGGGAAUCAGCGCCGCGUGUGCCUCCGGUUUCUCCACGCGCUGGCUCUGAAGGAUUUGGUGUCUGAAGUUGACCACGCCACCAUCGUCGCGUCGUUUGGACUCAAGACGAGCGCCAGGCUGCUUUCGCUGCAGGAGAGCGCGGGUAGGUACGCGGGGCAGGUUGCGUCGGUGUGCGGACCCAUGGGCUGGGGCGACAUGGAGGUGCUGGUCGCCAGGCUUCAGGACAGGAUCACCGCGGGCGCCAGGGAGGAGAUACUGUGCCUCACGCACAUACCGCAAAUCGGCGCGUCGCGAGCGAGGACGCUGUAUAACCACGGCGUACGAACCCCCGAGGCGAUCGCCGCGCUGAGCCGCGAGGACCUCGUGAAGAUUCUUCGCUCCAGGGGUCCGUUCGAACGCGCGCCGGGCAGGGCCGCCGACGCCAUCCUUCGCGGCGCGAGACAGCUGUGCGAGGAGCAGCGAAGGGCGACGAGGGAGGAGAGCGAGGCUAAGCUCCGAGAGCUCGAGAAUCUCGCGCCCAUCGAGAGUUUUGAUGCAGACAAGGAAAACGCCGGGGAGAAAUCUCUCAUCGGAGCCGACGGUGAAGCUUUAACUACCGACGGUGAACCGAUGACAGAGGAGGGCGAUUCGAGUCUCGACGUGGACGCAUCAAGGGGCUGCGUGGUGGUCCGGCGUCCUCGAGCGUUGGCGUCGCUGUUGGACCGGUGGCGGAAAGAGAGUCACUACGCCUUCGUGUUCCAGCCCGGGAAGGGGGCGGCGGAGGAAGGGCACGCGUCGGACGCGUCGCCCCCGGACGGCAUCGCGCUCUGCUUCGCGUCCAACCCGCUCGCGACGUUUUACGUCCCCGUCGUGCACGGUGUGUGUACAGCUGCGUCACAACAACCGCUCGGGAACGCGACGACGACAAAUGUUGAAACGCCACACUCCUUGUGUGCGGAGAAGGAAGGGCACCAACCGCGCGGGUGGCCGUGGAGCGUCGUGCGCGAUGUGCUGAGGGAGACGACGGGCGCGAGGAAGGCGACGGUGGAUCUCAAGCCUCAGCUCCGCGCGAUGGGCGCCGCGGACCGAGCGGCGGCGAAUCCUUCGUUAUUAUCCACGGCGGCUUUGUCUUUCGGGAAUCGCCUAAACUCGAUUGGCGUCGUCGGAGGCGAGGUCGUGGACGUUCGCGUCGCGGGCUGGCUCCUCCGCCCGGACGCCGCCGAUCUCGCCUGCGCCGUGACCGUCGGUUGGGCGAAAAUCGGCGAGGAGCUCACCAAGAAUUCAUCCUCCGUCAAGAAGAGCCUGGCGGAGACGAUUCUGAGAUUUUACCACGGAUUUUCCGACGGCGUGGACGCGGCUUCGGUUCGCGCAGCCGCGAGGUGGACCCUCGGCCGGACGCGCACGAGCCGAUCGCACGCGUCCGCCGCGUCCGCCGCCCUGACCGCCGCCGCGUGCCUCGCCGCUGACGUCGCCGCGAUCGUUCCGCGGUUCGGGUCGGUUAAUGUUUUGGUUAAUCCAAAAACCAAAAACCAAAACGUUUCUUCAGACGCGAAACUCGGCGACGUGCUGAGGGACGCGGAGAUGCGACUGGUCCCCGCGCUGGCCCAGAUGGAGGCGACCGGCGUGGCGUUCGACCCGAGCGUCCUGUGCAGGCAGAUGAGGCAGGCGAACCGGCGGCUGCGCGAGAUUGAGCGCGAGGCUGACGCGUUGGUAUCGAAGCAGGUUCCCGGCGCCGAGCCCGCGUUCAGUUUGGCGUCGUCGGCGGACGUCGCGAGGGUGCUCUUUGAAAAUCUCAAAUUACCGCCGCCGCCGUGCGCCGUGGUGCAGUGCGGGAACGGUCGUCGACGUCUUCGCGCCAACGCGGAGGUUCUCGCGGCGCUCAAGGACCAGAGCGACCUGCCGGCGCUGGUGCUGGAGCACAGGACGCUGUCGAGGUGCGUGGCGAUGGCUGACGAGAUGGUGGAGCUCGCGUUGGGGGGCGCGCGGCGCGACGAAGGAAACUCUUCGCGAGGGAAAAUCACGAGACUUCGCGGCGCCAUCCACCAGACAAACACGGAAACCGGUCGGCUCGCCAUGGAGGAACCUAACCUGCAGACGGUGCCCAAGCCGAGGACGUUUCGCAUGGCUGACGCGUACGACGGAAGACCGGGGAUAAUCGCACCGGAGGGCUCCGCUAAAGCGCACAAAACGCGCGAGCCGAGCCCCGGCACCGAGGUUGGAUCCGAGGAGACGCUCUCCGUUCGAAACGCGUUCGUCGCGCCCCCCGGCGCCGUCCUCCUCUCCGCGGAUUACCGCCAGCUGGAGCUCAGGGUGAUGGCGCACAUGUCCGGCGACGAGGGUUUGGUGCGGGCGUUUAACCACGAGGGCGCGCCGCCGCACCACCCAGACGCGGAUCCGUUUAGGUUCCUCGCGUCGCGAUGGCGGGGCGUCGAGGUGGGAAAGGUGUCCGACGCCGACAGAGCCGUGGCUAAGCAGCUCGCGUACGGCGUGCUGUACGGCUCCGGGCCAGCUCGGUUCGCGCAGGAGAUGGGCGUGACCGAGUCCGAGGCGCGGGUUCAGAUCGAGGCGUUCAAAGCGUCCGUCCCCGGCGUGGAGAGGUGGCGGAAGAAAUUGAUCGAGACGGCAUCGCGAGCGUCGCCGCCGAGCGUGGAGACGAUUUGCGGCCGGCGAAGAAUUCUUUCGUCGCUGGCACCCGACGCGGCUUUGACCGCCACUGGAUGCGAGGAUGCGAAACGGCGGUUCAGGUUGGACAGGAGCGCAGACGAGCGGCGGGCGGUGAACACGGCGUGUCAGGGGUCCGCCGCGGACGUGGUGAAGCGCGCCAUGAUUGCGGUGUUCGACGAGCUGGACCCUUCGCUCGCGACGCCCGUGCUCCAGAUUCACGACGAGCUCCUGUUCGAGGUUGACGCGUCGCGGGUGGUCGAGGCGGCGAGGGCGGUUCGAGCCAUCAUGGAACGCGCGGGUGAUGAGUUUGGGUUCACCGUGCCACUGCCGGUCAAGGUGAGCGCGGGUGCAAACUGGGGCGACCUCGUGGAGCUGGUGGAGGUUCUCUGAGGGAAAAUUAAAUUUUUAGGUAGUCUAUUUUUUCUCCUCUGGCCGAUGAGAUGUACGUGGUGAAUC